Molecule: messenger RNA, 1938 nt
Organism: Meloidogyne enterolobii
Lineage: Eukaryota; Metazoa; Nematoda; Chromadorea; Rhabditida; Meloidogynidae
Source: the annotation of a GenBank genome assembly
AUGGCACGUCCAACAGAGAGAACAUUUAAUGAAUUUAAUUUAAUAGAACAAUUUAAAAAAGAAAAAAUAAAAACUUUAAUAAAUCUUCAAUGUGUUAAUGAACAUGAUUUUUGUGGUCCCCAAUUAAUUACUCAUACGGGGUUUUCUUAUGACCCAGAAAUUCUUAUGAGUAGACAAAUUUAUUAUUAUAAUUUUGGAAUUCCUGAUUUUGGUACAAUUUCUGUUCAUUCAAUUUUAAAUAUUGCUAAAGUUAUUUGGUUUUCACUUAAAAAAGGCCGUGUAGCUAUUCAUUGCCACGCUGGUCUUGGUAGAACAGGCACAUUAAUUGCUUGUUUUUUAGUUUGGGCUAAAGGGAUAAGUACUUCUGAAGCUAUAGAUUUUGUACGUAAUGCAAGGCCCAACUCUGUCCAAAGUUUGGAACAAAUAAAUGCAGUUGAAGAAUUUUCUUAUCAUGUUUAUAAAAACGGCACAGCUUUGCCUAAUUCUUUAUUUAUUUCAAAUAAUGGAAUGAUUAGUUUAAGACAAUUAAUGACACGUCAAAGACAAUUUCUCCCAAAUGAACAGGCACGUAGAUUUGCUCACAUUCCAAAGCUACUUUACAUGCUUGGAGAUAAUCUUCUUCGAAUGGUUUUUGGACCUCAAGGAAUCUAUUAUGCUCCUUUAACUGAUAAACAACACCAUGCCCGUUCAUGUACUUUUGGAACAAUUCAUGUAAAUUGGAGAAAUGCUUUUACACCCAAAGGAAAAUUACAAGUUCGUCAAGUAGUUAAUUUAUUUGCUCGUUGUUCGGCAUUUCCUUAUGAAAAAGAUCAAAAUUUAAUUGGAAAGUUUCAACAAAUUAGUUUGGUUACUAUUGACUCUCUAAUUAAAGAAAUGGAUAUUUCACAAUUGAUUUCUCUCUUAAAUGCUUUUUUGGAAUCAAUUAAAAGACCUUAUUGUUCACGUCGUGUAUUAAUCGAAGUAUUAGGCCAAUUCUCUCCUGAUAAUCCAAUUGAACCAAUUAAUACCCAAUUAAUUGAGGAAAAUAAUAAAAAUGAAGAAAAUUUAAGUAAAAAUGUAGAGAAUGAAACGAUUAAACAAAUUAAUGAAAAUUUAAAUUUGGAGGAAUCUAAAAAUGAAGAGGAGGAGAAGGAGAAGGAAGAAGAACAAAAAGAAAUGUUGCCAUCCACUAGCAAUGAUAAUGAAAAUGAAAUUAGUAGUGAUAAUAAAGAAAUUGAUGAAAUUACUAAACAAAUCGAAAAUAAAACUCUUAUUAAUGUAAUGUUGCCAUCCACUAGUAAUGAUAAUGGAAAUGAAAUAAAUAAUAAUAAUCAAGAAAUUGAUGGAAUUACUAAACAAAUUGAAAAUAAAACUCUUAUUAAUUUGCCAUCCACUAGCAUUGAUAAUGGAAAUGAAAUUAGUAAUGAUAAUCAAGAAAUUGAUGAAAUUACUAAACAAAUUGAAAAUAAAACUCCUAUUAAUGAGAUAUCGGAUGAGGCUGCUAAAAAUGGGAGGACAUCACUCGAUGAAGAACAAAAUUUAAAUGUAAUUACUGAAUUACCAAAUAAAAAUAAAUUAGAAAAAAAUUCAAAACUUUCAAUAUCUGCUGGAAAUUCAAUUGAAAGGCCGACAACAAUGGAUACAGAAUAUGAUAGUUAUUAUGACAAUAAUAAUGAAUUCUAUUUAUUUGAUAUUCAAGAUUUACACACAAAUAAAGAUGCUAAUUUAUAUGCGGACUGGCAAUGUAUUGUAUUUUAUGUUUGUAAUAUUUUAAGAGAAAAUUAUGAUUCUGUUGUUGAUUUAUUAACUUUUUGGUUUGCUGGGGACAGCAAUAGAGAUGUUAAACAAGCAAUUUAUUGUCAUAUGCGGGAUUUAUUUGCAAGAAAUAUGCGUCAACAAGAGCAACAAGCAACUGCUUGGAGGCAAAGAAUGGGAUUACCUGAGAGACUUAAAAAUUAA